GGGGUGGCGAUGUCCUCGCUCCCUGGCAGGUUAGCCAGGUGACAUGGGGCCAGCCUGCCCCUUGGAUUGUGACACCCCUUCCCCACUUAUGACCUCACUCCCGGAGCGGCCAGUGGGAAUCCUGAGGGGUCUAUGAGGUCACCCCAUUCUGCUCCACAAAGACUCUCGUGGAGCACAGCUGUUGGCUCGUCUAUGUCCCACAGAAGCUUCUGAGACCCAAGGACUUAAGAGCUGUGGUCACGACGGAACUCCUGAGAGGGACGCGGAGUGUUCGGAACCAAGGACACUGCAAGUGCUGACUCUGGGAGGCCAGAACCAAGGGCAGAAGUCUUGUGGGCGUGAGGAGGGUCAUUCAGCAGUUCCGGGAGGCCCAAGAAGCUUACGGCCUGGCUUGGACACUGUCACCGUCGCCAGGCCACCAUGGUCCUUGGCUGGCUGUUGCUUCUGGUGAUGGCUUUGCCCCAGGGCACAAUAGGUGUCAAGGAGUGCAUCUUCUGUGAGCUGACAGACUCCUCAAACUGCCCCGGCUCCCACAUGCACUGUGGCGAUGACGAGAACUGCUUCAGGGGCCAAGGGACAUCCCCAGGCCUCGGCCCCAUCAUCAACAAAGGCUGCAUGAAAUCGACUUUGUGUGGCCGCGAGGAGCCUGUCACCUACCAGGGUGUCACCUACAGCCUCAUCUCCACCUGCUGCUACGGCCACCUGUGUAACAAGAGCCCCAUCCCUGCAGGCAGCUGGAUGGCAGGGGCCACCACCGGCCUGGCACUGGGUAUGCUGCUGCUGCUGCUCCAUUAGCUGUGACCAACAUAGAGGGCAAGGCCUGGGACUGGUCUCCCGGCUCCACUGCCCCCCGUGCCCUGCUUCCUCCCUUCCCCCAUUAGACGACCAGAGGCCCUGGACAACUUCAUGUGGCCCUGGCUCCAUCCAUUCUAGGGCUGUCCAGCAGGAGCCCAGGGCUCCGUGAAGCACCCUGAAGCCUGACUUAGUGGGGACCAUGCCCAGUGGGUUUGACUAUACUAUUUCAUUGCUUCUAAGGCGCACAUCUUUUCACAUUUUGAUUAGGAAAUUUCUUUGCAUCUGUGGCACCUAGAGUCGAUGAAAUAUGGUAAUAAUAAUAACAUUAAUAAAGGACAGCUGAUGUUUAUGGAGCACUUCUUACUUAUGUGACGUGUCGGGUAUCUCUCACUGAAUCCUUGUGCAGAGGUGGGACGGGAGAUUCUCUUGGAAACAUCUCAGUCUCAUUGCUGUUGGUUCUCAAAAUGUGGCCUCCAUACCAGCAGCAUUAGUAUCAACCAGGAACUUGCUAGAAAUGCCAAUCCUUGGGCCCCAUCCCUGGCUGAAUAAGGGUGGGACCAAAACUCUGUUUUAACAGAUUCCAACGCACGCUCAAGGCUGAAAGCCACUGGUCUAGGUCAGCAGUUCUUAACUGGGCUCUUCUGCCCCUCAGGGGGUCGGGGGAGGCGCGCCUAGCAAUGUUGGGAGACAGUUUAGGUUGUGAUAACCAGGGAAGGGGAUGCUACGACACCUACAGGGUAGAGGCCAGGGACACAGUUCAGCACCCGACAAUGCCCUGGAAAGCCUUCCACAACUUAGUCAUUGGUCCCCAAUGGGAAUAGUAACUCUUGUGAAACCUUGCUCUCAAGACACUAACCAUAUCAUCCCGUUCUGUUAGGGGGAAAACAGAGGCACAGAGGUGACAUUGUUGCCCAGUCACAUAGCUAGUAACUAACAGAGCUAGGAUUUGAACCCAGGCCAUCUGGGCCCAGAGUCCAUGCACCCCUGCCUCCCAUGCUAUGAUCCAAUGAAGUAGGUACUCAUCAUUCACACUUUCCAGAUGGGGAAACUGAGGCUCAGAGUGGGGAAGGCCCAGGAAGUUGCAGAGCCAGGAUCCAGAGUCAGCUGGAUCCCAAAGAGAGCCGAGGAGGGACAUCAGACGAUCUGAGGACCAAGCCAUGGCCCAUUUGCACAGCAGGGCUCACUGCUUUCCAAACACUCUGAGAGGUGGCGUUACUCAUCCCCAGGCAGAGCUUGGACUCCAAUCCAGGUCCUCCUGGUUUUGAAACUCCCACACACAAACUGAGGGCCCCAUUUUCCAGCUGAGGAAACACAGGGAUGAAGACUUACCACAGGCCACUAAACAGGCCAGCCACGGGGCCAGGGUGGGCACCAGGCAGGCCUGGCUCCAACCCCAAUCCAUCCUGCCUCAUGGUACCUCCUCUCCUGGCAGUGUUUAGACCCAUUUCACAGAUGAGGAAAGAAAGGCUGGGAAGUGGAUCCAACUGCUCUCUGAGCACGCUG
Rhinolophus ferrumequinum (greater horseshoe bat) is the source of this 2298-nucleotide messenger RNA. RefSeq names its product sperm acrosome associated 4 (gene SPACA4). The record is from RefSeq and is a predicted model, not a curated record. Lineage: Eukaryota; Metazoa; Chordata; Mammalia; Chiroptera; Rhinolophidae. The transcript has a single exon. The coding region runs from base 421 to 795 and encodes 124 amino acids.